Apis dorsata (giant honeybee) is the source of this 778-nucleotide messenger RNA. RefSeq lists its product as uncharacterized. NCBI's taxonomy places the organism in Eukaryota, Metazoa, Arthropoda, Insecta, Hymenoptera, Apidae. The transcript is spliced from 4 exons. Bases 137 to 778 code for a protein of 213 amino acids. The record is from RefSeq and is a predicted model, not a curated record.
UAUAAUCUGUUACUAUAGACAGCCUAUAUUAUGAAAAUACAAGACGGAAAAAUAAUGGUGUAAAUAAUACAUUAAGCCAAGAUGCAGUCAAAUUAUCUUUCGAAUUCUACACUGCAGUCGAUAUCUAACCAGGAACAUGGAUGUUUUCGACAAACAAUAUCGUAUCUAUCGUAUAAUAUUAAAAAUUGUAGGAUUGUGGCCAUACGAUAAAUCAAUCUUUGUAUGGAUUCAAAGAACAUGUUUCUUACUGUAUUUUCUUAUCGGUAUAAUAUUUCAGAUUAUCGUGCUUCUAAACUCUGAAAUUACAUUACGAAAUUAUGUUGUUACGUUGUCUGCAAUUUUUCCUUUACUGCUAUUUUUUUUACGAUAUAUUUAUUAUAUUACAAUUUUUCCAUACCUACAACAUUUAUUCGAUUACAUACGUACAGAAGAACAUCUGUUACAAGACACGAUAGAAAUACAAAUACAAACGAAAUAUCUCGAUAUUUCUAGUCAUAUCAUCCAUAUUUUUUGUUGCGUGACUUUCGCUUUUAUUGUAGCGACUAUCAUAUUCCUAGUAAAUCCUGUAAUACUGGAUCUAAUAAUGCCUUUAAACGAAUCUCGCGCUCAUUUCAAUGUUUCAUUUAUUUUCGGCGAUCAAAACGCAUAUAUUAAAAUCUUUUUAAGCUUAAAUUUCAUGUUAAAUCUAUUAUUCGGAUUAUUAUCUAUAACGGGUACAGAAUCGUUUUGUAAUAUUUUGAGUUACUAUAUAUGCAGACGAUUUAAUAUCGCCAGGUAA